CUCCUCCCCACUCCGCUUCUUCCACCUCCCGACUCCUCAGUCCCCCGCCCCUCUGUCUGCCUCUGUUCGCUCCUCUCCGAUCCGUCGAUAAAAUUGCGCCAUUGGACCGACGGGAGGUAGAACCCACGCUCAGCCCCUUCCCCACCCGCCCUCGACGCCGGGCACGCCUCCACCUUCCUGACUCAGGCAUACACCACAGCUCUGCCUCUUCCAGUCUUCCUACUUCCCUCGUCGUCCCCCUGGACUUCGCGUGCAGCGAACAUCCAUCCGGACUCGGGUUGACUUGUUCCUUCGCUGCGUUGCUGGUUUGGAAAAAUAAGAAGACUGCUGCCAGCCGAGAAGAGGAGAAAACUCACGGUUCAUAUCUACUUCGAGAGUUUGAGGGAGCCCGGUGGGAGAAAAGGGACUGGACAGAUUGUGUUGCAGGUCCAGAUCACAAGCAUGGACAAAACUGCCAGUGUUGUAUUGGAUAUUGAGGGCCUGCCUCAAUCACCUGAUAAAUGCUGCUCUGGAAGUCCAAAAAUGACUAGAGCCCUGUCGCGUAAGGGUUCAAAUCGCAUGGAGAGGAGGGGUGGUAACGAGCAGGAGCAAGAGGAUAUGGCAAAAAAACUUAUCAUCAAAGUUGUGCCAUCUCAACUGGAGCAGCCCCUGGUUCAGAACAAGCCUCUGGUUGCUCCGCACUGUACUCCCUGCACACCUAUUCUUAUCGAUUCGGGUGAAGGAAGGAACAAAAGAUUUAACCGGUUCACAGCUAUCAACCCUCGGAAAAUUCUUCUCUUCUUUGCAACGCUGUCGAGCUUGGGGACGACGAUACUGAUAUACUUCACGCUGGGGAUCAACAGCAAAGCGGAGGCGUAGUCGUUAGCAGAUACCGUUUACUUUGGCGGCAGGAGUACAUUCCAAGCUUUGAGUUUGCUUAUGUUUUGUUUGGGGAGAGGACCACAUGUUGACAGCAGCAACGAGAUGCAGAUGCAUUGCUUAUGUUUUGUUUGGGGAGAGGACCACAUGUUGACAGCAGCAACGAGAUGCAGAUGCAACCAGCCAGGUUCUUAUCUAUGAGUAAGAGACGGUGCUCAACCCUUGGGGGGUGUUCGUUGUACCUCCAGCAGCCCCUUGCCUCCCAAAUUUGCUUCUUCUUCUUCAUCUGUAUGUAUAGAGAUUGGUUUUGUUGUGGCCUGUGAGUCUAUGGAGAUAGAGGAGCCAUUGGUGUUUGGUGA
This is a messenger RNA of Panicum virgatum (switchgrass), 1217 nucleotides long. RefSeq lists its product as uncharacterized. NCBI's taxonomy places the organism in Eukaryota, Viridiplantae, Streptophyta, Magnoliopsida, Poales, Poaceae. The transcript is spliced from 6 exons. The coding region runs from base 442 to 858 and encodes 138 amino acids. The record is from RefSeq and is a predicted model, not a curated record.